CGCUGCGCCUCCAGGGGGCGCCGCACGGGCCGCAGAGGCCACCGAGCCCGCCAUGGCGGUGCCCCGGGUGCUGCUGCUCCUGUCCGGGCGUCCGGAGUCGGUGAGCUUCGCGCAGAGCGUGUGCGGCCUCCUAGGCUCUGGCCCAGGGCUCGGGCCGUGGCCCAUGCACUGCAGCUUGAAGCGAGGACAGCUCAUCCUCUCGGACAGGCCAUUCCCGGAGGCCUCGGCCAGGCUUCCGCUCCAGCGACCCCCUUUCUGCCCUUUUGCGGCCCUGGCCCAGCAGCCCAUGGCCCCCAAGGCCAUGCUGCCCGUGAAUCGAGGUGUGGAUCUGGGUGUGGCCGUCCUUCUACAGUCCAGCGACCAGACCGUCUUGUUGACCCGAAGGACACCCACUCUCCGAAUCUCCCCCAACCUCUGGGUACCCCCAGGUGGGCAUGUGGAGCAUGAGGAAGAGGUAUCUAGCAGUCAGCUGACCCAACCUGUGCCCCACCUACCUACGUGUGGGACCUCUGGAUGUGGGCUAGGGAGGGGCAAACAGGACUCGGGGAGUCCAGCAUUGCCCUCUCUGACUGCCCUCUUUGACUCCCAGUUGCUGGAUGGAGGCCUUCGAGAGCUGUGGGAGGAGAGUGGACUACAGCUGCCCAAGGACCAGUUCUCCUGGGUCCCUCUGGGGUUAUGGGAGUCUGCCUACCCACCUAGGCUAAGCUGGGGUUUCCCCAAAUACCAUCACAUUGUUCUCUAUCUACUCGUGAUCUCCCAGGAGUCACAGCAGCAGCUGCAAGCCCAGAUCCAACCAAACCCAGGUGAGGUGAAUGCCCUUAUGUGGCUGGGACCAGAGGUAGCAGCCGCAGUGGCUGCUACAGAGGAUGGGUCAGAGACAGCUGGCUUUCUCACCCAGGACCUGCCACCCUCUGUCCCUGCAAUUCAGCUAGAAGAGGAUGGAGGAGCCCGACCUGGGGCUGUGCCCAUGUCCACGCUGCUGCAGACAACGCCAGCCACAGCAGAGGACAAAGAGAGGGUCAGCACUGGAACCAAGUUUGCUCUCAGGCUCUGGCUGCAACAUCUGGGCAGGUAAAGGCAAGGGCCGCACAAUGGAGGAGAAGGAAGAACUGCUCUCAGAGAGCCGUGUAAUGUCCCCACCAGGGGAAAGUGGAGUUUACGUAGACCCGGAGCCAGCAGAGGACGGAAUAUGGACCCUCUUCCCCCAAACCAGAGGUCUGGAGAGCCCCCUCCCCAGUCCACCUCCAGGACACUCACAGAACAUUCACAACCUUUAUUGUGGGUGAGAACUUUGCUACAGCUUUGGGAAUAAAAAGUAAAAUUACAACAUACGUCCUAGGCCCCGGAGGAGCCUGGAAAAAUGACUGGAAAGGAGGGCACGGGGUCCUCCCACCACCCAGGAAAGGUGCAAAAUGAGCCAGGCCUGCCCACCGGGCCAUGGGUCUCUAAGAAGCUUAGGCCCCAGGCUGACUGCCAUUAAGAAACACUGCGAACUUAAAUAUAUAUAAAUAGAGAGAGACCUGGGCAACAGACCAGGCCCUCCCUGCUUCCAAACCCCUGGAGACCACAACUCAGGCCCAUCUUCUCCUCAGUCAUACUGGGAAGUAGGAGGCAAGGGAAGUCACCUUUGGAGUGUUUUGGUUUUUCUCAUUUAUGUACAAAAAAAAUCUUCAACCCAAAAUAGAGAUCUCUGUCCAUCUCUGAAA
Messenger RNA from Heterocephalus glaber (naked mole-rat), 1706 nucleotides. RefSeq names its product nudix hydrolase 17 (gene Nudt17). Gene Ontology annotation, molecular function: NADH pyrophosphatase activity. Lineage: Eukaryota; Metazoa; Chordata; Mammalia; Rodentia; Bathyergidae. The record is from RefSeq and is a predicted model, not a curated record. Gene Ontology annotation, cellular component: peroxisome; cytosol. Gene Ontology annotation, biological process: NAD+ catabolic process; NADP+ catabolic process.